CCCCGGUGCGACCGAGCAACUCCGUGCGUGUGCGUGUGUGUGUGCGUGUGCGAGACCCGCACCCCGCCUCGGCCCCCCCUGCCCGGCGGCACCAACUCCGGAGCGUGUCCCCUCCUCCUCCCCGGCCCCUCGGCGGAGGGCAGCGAGGGAGCGAGUGGGGGACACCGGCCCCCGACGGCCCCGCACCGGCCCGGAGCAGCAACCAGACUUUGCCUGACACUGCGUGGUCCAAAAGAAUUAAGGAAAUAUGGAAUGACAUGAAGGAGAUUAGUUGAGGAUUAAAGGCUUUGAGGACAAAACACCUCGCCGAGGUGAAGCACAGACUAGCAUUCUAGUUGUAGCUCCCAGGAGCUGUGUGCUGAAAAAAGAUGGCAGAUCCAGGAAUGAUGAGUCUCUUUGGAGAAGAUGGGAAUAUUUUCAGUGAAGGGUUGGAAGGUCUUGGAGAAUGUGGAUAUCCUGAAAAUACAGUAAAUCCCAUGGGGCAGCAAAUGCCCAUGGAUCAAGGAUUUCCCUCUUUACAGUCACCUCUUCAUCAUCCCCCUGCAAAUCAAAAUCAAGCCAAGUUGACCCAUUUUGAUCACUAUAAUCAGUACGAACAGCAGAAAAUGCAUCUGAUGGAUCAGCCAAACAGGAUGAUAAGCAAUGCCCCCGGGAAUGGUAUAGCAUCUCCUCAUUCACAGUAUCACAACCCUCCAGUUCCUCAGGUUCCUCACGGCAGUGGUGCUGGUAGUCAGAUGGGAGUCUACCCUGGCAUGCAGAACGAAAGGCACGGGCAACCCUUCGUCGACAGUGGCUCCAUGUGGGGGCCACGGGCAGUUCAAGUGCCAGACCAGAUAAGACCACCAUACCAGCAGCAACAGCAGCAGCAACCGCAACCGACACAGCCGCCGCAGGCGCCCUCCGGACCCCCGGGGCAGGGCCAUCCUCAGCACAUGCAGCAGAUGGGAAACUACAUGGCUCGUGGUGAUUUUUCAAUGCAGCAGCACGGUCAGCCGCAGCAGCAGAGGAUGAACCAGUUUUCUCAAGGCCAAGAAGGCCUUAAUCAGGGAAACCCUUUCAUUGCCACCUCAGGACCUGGCCACUUGUCUCAUGUGCCCCAGCAGAAUCCCAGUAUGGCACCUUCUUUGCGACACUCAGUCCAGCAAUUUCACCACCAUCCCCCCACUGCUCUCCAUGGAGAAUCAGUAGCCCACAGUCCCAGAUUCUCCCCUAAUCCUCCCCAGCAGGGUGCUGUUCGGCCGCAAACACUUAAUUUUAGUUCUCGGAGCCAGACGGUACCCUCACCUACUAUAAACAACUCAGGGCAGUAUUCUCGAUAUCCUUACAGUAACCUUAAUCAGGGAUUAGUUAAUAAUACAGGGAUGAAUCAGAAUUUAGGCCUUACAAAUAACACUCCAAUGAAUCAGUCUGUACCAAGAUACCCAAAUGCUGUCGGAUUUCCAUCAAACAGUGGUCAAGGACUAAUGCACCAGCAACCCAUCCACCCUAGUGGCUCACUUAACCAAAUGAACACGCAAACUAUGCACCCUUCACAGCCUCAGGGAACUUAUGCCUCUCCACCUCCCAUGUCACCUAUGAAAGCAAUGAGUAAUCCAGCAGGUACACCUCCUCCACAGGUUAGACCUGGUAGUGCUGGAAUACCAAUGGAAGUUGGCAGUUAUCCAAAUAUACCCCAUCCUCAGCCGUCACACCAGCCCCCUGGUGCCAUGGGAAUUGGACAAAGGAAUAUGGGCCCCCGAAACAUGCAACAGAAUCGUCCAUUUAUGGGUAUGUCUUCAACACCACGGGAGAUGGGUGGUGGGCACAUGAGACCAAAUGGUUGUCCAGGUGUUGGCCUUGCAGAUCCACAAGCAAUACAAGAGCGACUAAUAUCUGGCCAGCAGCUUCCUAGUCAACAGCAGUCUUUUCAACAGCAAAUGCCAACCUGCCCUCCCAUGCAGCCUCAUCCAGGGAUACAUCAUCAGUCUUCACCACCCCCACAUCCUCAUCACCAGCCUUGGGCACAGCUUCACCAGUCACCACAAAAUACACCACAAAAAGUGCCUGUCCUUCAGCAUUCUCCGUCGGAACCCUUUUUAGAGAAACCAGUGCCGGAUAUGACUCAGGUUAGUGGACCGAAUACCCAGCUAGUGAAAAGUGAUGAUUAUCUGCCAUCGAUUGAGCCGCAGCCACAGCAAAAGAAAAAGAAAAAGAAAAACAAUCAUAUUGCUGCAGAAGGUCCCAGUAAAGGUUUUGGUAAGGAGGACUUUCCUGGGGGACUUGACAGCCAGAAUCUAAGCAGAAACUCAGUGGAUUGCUCCCAAGAAGAGAAGAAGAAAAAGAAAAAGCCCAAGGCAAAAAAAGAGCCGAAGGAUCCUAAAGAGCCCAAGGAAAAGAAGGAACCCAAGACCCCCAAAGUCCCUAAGACCCCUAAAGAGCCAAAGGAAAAGAAAGCAAAAAAUACCACGCCAAAACCCAAGACCAGCAAAAAGGCUAGUAACAAGAAACAAGAUUCAGAAACUAGUGCUACAAAGAAAAAGGUUAACAAAGGAAAGGAAGGUUCAGAAAACUCAGAUUUGGAAAAAACUCCACCACCAUCACCUCAUCCUGAAGAUGAAGAUGACCCAGGGGUUCAGAAGCGACGCUCCAGCAGGCAGGUGAAGAGGAAGCGUUAUACGGAAGAUCUGGAGUUCAAGAUUUCAGAUGAGGAGGCUGAUGAUGCCGAUGCUGCUGGAAGAGACUCUCCUUCAAAUACUUCUCAGUCAGAGCAGCAGGAAUCUGCUGAUGCUGAAGGUCCUGUUGUGGAGAAAAUAAUGAGUAGCCGUUCAGUCAAGAAAAAGAUGGAGACUGGAGAGGAGGUAGAAAUAGAGGAAUUCUAUGUAAAGUACAAAAACUUUUCUUACCUGCAUUGUCAGUGGGCAUCUGUGGAAGAGCUGGAGAAAGACAAGAGGAUUCAGCAGAAGAUUAAGCGUUUUAAGGCAAAACAGGGCCAGAACAAAUUCCUUUCAGAAAUUGAUGAUGAGCUUUUUAAUCCAGAUUACGUGGAAGUUGAUCGAAUCUUGGAUUUUUCACGUAGCACAGAUGAUAAUGGAGAGCCUGUAACGCAUUAUCUGGUGAAAUGGUGUUCGCUUCCUUAUGAAGACAGCACUUGGGAGCUCAAGCAAGACAUCGACCAAGCUAAGAUCGAAGAAUUUGAGAAACUGAUGUCUAGGGAGCCAGAAAUGGAGCGUGUGGAGCGACCUCCUGCCGAUGACUGGAAGAAAUCGGAGAGUUCCAGGGAGUACAAAAACAAUAACAAACUCAGGGAAUACCAGUUGGAGGGAGUAAACUGGCUUCUUUUCAAUUGGUACAACACACGAAACUGCAUUUUAGCAGAUGAAAUGGGGUUGGGAAAAACUAUCCAGUCCAUUACGUUUCUCUAUGAGAUAUAUUUGAAGGGAAUCCAUGGUCCUUUCUUGGUUAUUGCACCGUUGUCCACAAUUCCCAACUGGGAAAGGGAGUUCCGCACCUGGACUGAAUUGAAUGUGGUUGUGUAUCAUGGAAGUCAAGCAAGCCGGCGGACCAUUCAGUUGUAUGAAAUGUAUUUCAAAGAUCCACAGGGUCGUGUGAUAAAGGGGUCCUACAAGUUCCAUGCCAUUAUCACAACAUUUGAGAUGAUCUUGACUGACUGCCCGGAGCUGCGUAACAUUCCAUGGCGUUGCGUGGUCAUUGAUGAGGCCCACAGACUGAAAAACAGGAACUGUAAGCUUUUGGAAGGACUCAAGAUGAUGGACCUGGAACAUAAAGUGCUGCUUACUGGAACCCCUUUGCAAAAUACAGUAGAAGAGCUGUUUAGCUUGCUUCACUUCUUGGAACCAGGUCGCUUCCCAUCAGAAACCACAUUCAUGCAAGAAUUUGGUGAUCUCAAAACUGAAGAACAGGUGCAAAAACUCCAAGCUAUUUUGAAACCAAUGAUGCUGAGACGUCUCAAGGAGGAUGUAGAAAAGAACCUGGCCCCCAAAGAGGAAACCAUCAUUGAAGUUGAGCUGACAAAUAUUCAGAAGAAAUACUACCGUGCUAUUCUUGAAAAGAAUUUCACAUUUCUUUCCAAGGGUGGAGGUCAGGCAAAUGUACCUAAUCUUCUAAACACUAUGAUGGAACUAAGAAAAUGCUGCAAUCAUCCGUACCUUAUUAAUGGUGCUGAAGAGAAAAUUUUGGAAGAGUUUAAAGAAACACACAAUGCCGACUCUCCAGAUUUUCAGCUCCAGGCAAUGAUCCAGGCUGCUGGCAAGCUAGUACUGAUUGACAAGCUGCUGCCAAAAUUGAAGGCUGGUGGCCACAGGGUGCUUAUCUUUUCCCAGAUGGUGCGCUGCUUGGACAUACUGGAAGACUACCUCAUUCAAAGACGGUACCCGUAUGAACGAAUUGAUGGCCGAGUAAGAGGCAACUUGCGUCAGGCAGCUAUUGACAGGUUUUCAAGACCUGAUUCUGAUAGGUUUGUUUUCCUGCUGUGUACAAGGGCAGGAGGUUUGGGCAUUAAUCUUACCGCUGCUGAUACCUGCAUCAUUUUUGAUUCAGACUGGAACCCCCAAAAUGACCUCCAGGCUCAAGCACGAUGUCACAGAAUAGGACAGAGCAAAUCAGUGAAAAUUUAUAGGUUGAUAACAAGGAAUUCUUACGAAAGGGAAAUGUUUGACAAAGCUAGCUUGAAGCUUGGCCUUGAUAAGGCUGUGCUACAGUCUAUGAGUGGAAGAGAAAACGCUACAAAUGGGGUGCAACAGCUUUCUAAGAAAGAAAUAGAAGAUCUUCUUCGAAAGGGGGCAUAUGGAGCUCUGAUGGAUGAAGAAGAUGAAGGGUCUAAGUUUUGUGAAGAGGAUAUCGAUCAGAUUCUCUUAAGGCGAACACACACAAUUACUAUUGAAUCUGAAGGAAAAGGCUCAACAUUUGCAAAGGCUAGUUUUGUUGCAUCUGGGAACAGGACAGACAUUUCCUUGGAUGACCCUAAUUUUUGGCAGAAAUGGGCAAAGAAAGCUGAACUGGAUAUUGAUGCUUUAAAUGGAAGGAAUAACUUAGUUAUUGAUACACCAAGAGUUAGAAAGCAAACCAGACUCUACAGUGCAGUCAAAGAAGACGAACUGAUGGAGUUUUCAGACCUGGAAAGUGAUUCUGAAGAAAAGCCUAGCACAAAGCCUCGUAGGCCUCAGGACAAAUCACAGGGUUAUGCAAGAAGUGAAUGUUUCAGGGUGGAAAAGAACUUGUUGGUUUAUGGCUGGGGUCGGUGGACUGACAUCCUCUCACAUGGGCGCUAUAAACGUCAGCUAACAGAACAAGAUGUGGAAACCAUCUGCCGGACUAUCCUGGUAUAUUGUCUUAAUCAUUACAAAGGGGAUGAAAAUAUCAAAAGUUUCAUCUGGGAUCUGAUCGCUCCAACUGCAGAUGGGCAAACUCGAGCUUUGGUUAAUCAUUCCGGUCUGUCAGCACCAGUGCCCAGAGGGAGGAAAGGCAAGAAAGUAAAAGCCCAGAGUUCACAGCCAAUGCUGCAAGAUGCCGAUUGGCUCACAACCUGUAAUCCAGAUGUAUUAUUUCAAGAAGACAGCUAUAGAAAACAUCUCAAACAUCACUGUAAUAAGGUCCUGCUGCGUGUCCGCAUGCUCUACUAUCUACGACAAGAAGUUAUAGGGGACCAAGCAGACAAGAUCUUAGAGGGUGCUGACUCAAGUGAAGUAGAUAUAUGGAUACCUGAGCCAUUCCAUGCCGAAGUUCCUGCAGACUGGUGGGAUAAGGAGGCAGAUAAAUCCCUUUUAAUUGGAGUAUUCAAACAUGGUUAUGAGAAGUACAAUUCUAUGAGAGCCGAUUCAGCACUGUGCUUUCUGGAACGGGUUGGCAUGCCUGAUGCGAAGGCCAUUGCUGCUGAACAGAGAGGGACAGACAUGUUAGCAGAUGGUGGUGAUGGUGGCGACUUUGACAGAGAGGAUGAGGAUCCAGAAUAUAAGCCGACUAGAACUCCUUUCAAGGAUGAAAUUGAUGAAUUUGCAAACUCACCUCCAGAAGACAAAGAAGAGUCCAUAGAAAUACAUCCAAAUAAGCACAGUGAAAGCAAUUCUGAGUUAGGCCAACUCUACUGGCCCAACACUUCAACCCUGACUACCCGUCUGCGUCGCCUCAUUACUGCCUAUCAGCGCAGCUAUAAAAGGCAACAAAUGAGGCAAGAGGCAUUAAUGAAGACUGACCGCAGGAGACGUCGGCCUCGGGAAGAAGUGAGGGCACUAGAAGCAGAAAGGGAAGCUAUAAUAACUGAAAAACGACAAAAAUGGACAAGAAGAGAAGAAGCUGAUUUUUAUCGUGUGGUGUCUACUUUUGGAAUUAUUUUUGAUCCUGUAAAACAUCAAUUUGACUGGAAUCAAUUCAGAGCAUUUGCCAGGCUUGAUAAAAAGUCUGACGAAAGCUUGGAGAAGUAUUUCAAUGGCUUUGUGAAUAUGUGUAGACGAGUGUGCCGAAUGCCAGUCAAACCGGAUGAUGAACCGCCUGAUCUUUCAACUAUGAUUGAACCGAUCACAGAAGAGCGUGCAUCUAGAACUUUAUAUCGCAUAGAACUGUUGCGGAAAAUCCGUGAACAGGUUCUCCAUCACCCGCAGUUGGGGGAGAGGCUAAAACUUUGCCAACCAAGCUUGGACCUUCCAGAGUGGUGGGAGUGUGGUAAACAUGACAAAGACUUACUGAUUGGUGCUGCUAAACAUGGAGUCAGUAGGACAGAUUAUCACAUUCUGAAUGAUCCUGAACUCUCUUUUCUUGAGGCUCACAAAAACUUUGCUCAAAACAGAGGGACAGGUAAUGCAAAUACUAUCUCUUCUGUAAACCCUCUGGGUGCUGGCUGCAGUCAAACACCACCUAUUGUACCAUCCACACCAGUACAAGAAGAAAAGAUUAUAGAACAAACAGAGUCUAAAGUUGAAGGGUCUGAAAAUCCAGCAGCCAAAGAGAAGUCUGAUAUCAAAGAAGAGACAGAUACUGCAGAUAAAGACACUAAACUGGACUGUGAUGCUGAGGCUGAGCCUGGGUCUGUUAAAUGCGAACUGAAAGACAUAGAAAUGAGUACAGAUGUAGACCCAAAAUCUAUUUCUGAGAAAGGUUCGGAGGAAGAUGAAGAGGAGAAACUGGAUGAUGAUGAUAAAUCAGAGGAAUCUUCCCAACCUGAAGCAGGAGCAGUUUCUCAGGGUAAGAAUUUUGAUGAAGAAAGCAAUGCCUCUAUGAGUACCGCAAGGGAUGAAACGCGCGAUGGAUUCUACAUGGAAGAUGGGGAUCCCGCUGUGGUUCAGCUGCUUCAUGAGAGAACAUUUGCCUUCUCUUUCUGGCCUAAGGACCGAGUAAUGAUCAACCGAUUAGACAACAUCUGUGAAGCAGUGCUGAAAGGGAAGUGGCCAGUAAAUAGGCGCCAGAUGUUUGAUUUCCAGGGGCUCAUACCUGGGUAUACUCCAACAGCUGUGGACAGCCCUCUGCAAAAAAGGAGCUUUGCAGAGCUCUCCAUGGUUGGUCAAGCCAGCGUCAGCGGCAGUGAAGAUAUCACUGCUUCUCCUCAGUUAUCAAAGGAAGAUGCACUCAAUUUAUCGGUUCCACGUCAGAGGAGGAGGAGACGAAGAAAGAUUGAAAUUGAGGCUGAGAGAGCUGCCAAGAGGAGAAAUCUUAUGGAAAUGGUUGCCCAGUUACGUGAGUCUCAGGUGGUCUCAGAAAAUGGACAAGAAAAGGUUGUAGAUUUAUCAAAGGCCUCACGAGAGGCAACAAGUUCUACCUCAAAUUUUUCAUCUGUUACUUCAAAGUUUAUCUUGCCUAAUGUCUCCACACCCGUGUCUGAUGCCUUUAAAACUCAAAUGGAGCUGCUGCAAGCAGGUCUUUCACGCACACCCACAAGGCAUCUACUAAAUGGCUCUUUAAUAGAUGGAGAACCACCCAUGAAGAGGAGAAGAGGAAGAAGGAAAAAUGUUGAAGGGCUUGAUCUGUUAUUUAUGAGCAACAAACGGACAUCAUUGACUGUAGAGGAUGCAGAAGUGACCAAAGCUUUUGAAGAAGAUAUGGAAGCCCUACCAGCAAGGAACAUUCCAUCUCCAGGUCAACUGGACCCAGACACUCGCAUCCCUGUAAUCAAUCUAGAGGAUGGGACCAGGCUGGUGGGAGAGGAUGCUCCUAAAAACAAGGAUUUAGUUGAAUGGCUUAAAUUGCAUCCCACUUACACAGUAGAUAUGCCAAGUUAUGUACCAAAGAGUGCAGAUGUGCUGUUUUCCCCAUUUCAGAAGCCGAAACAAAAACGACACAGAUGUCGAAACCCUAAUAAACUGGAUAUAAACACCUUGACAGGAGAAGAAAGGGUACCUGUUGUAAAUAAGCGAAAUGGAAAGAAGAUGGGUGGAGCUAUGGCCCCUCCAAUGAAGGACUUGCCAAGAUGGCUGGAAGAAAAUCCUGAAUUUGCUGUUGCUCCAGAUUGGACUGAUAUUGUUAAACAGUCUGGUUUUGUUCCAGAGUCCAUGUUUGACCGUCUUCUCACUGGACCUGUUGUGAGGGAGGAAGGAGCAAGCAGAAGAGGAAGAAGGCCAAAAAGUGAAAUUGCCAAAGCAGCUGCAGCAGCUGCUGCUGUAGCAUCAACUUCGGGAAUCAACCCACUACUAAUGAACAGUCUGUUUGCUGGAAUGGACCUCACAAGCCUCCAGAACCUACAGAACCUGCAGUCUCUCCAGCUCGCAGGCCUCAUGGGCUUCCCACCAGGGCUAGCAACAGCUGCUGCAGCUGGGGGGGAUGCUAAAAAUCCGGCUGCCAUGUUGCCUCUGAUGUUGCCAGGGAUGGCAGGAUUGCCCAAUAUGUUUGGACUAAGCGGAUUGUUGAAUAACCCGAUAACGGCUACUACUGGAAAUGCCACUACUGCUUCCGGUCAAGGAGAGACUGAGGAUGGCGCUUCAAAAGCUGAAGAGAAGAAAAAUGAGAAUGAAGAGGAGAACAAAGACUCUGAGAAAAGCACAGACACUGUUUCUGCUACUGACUCUGCGAAUGGAUCUGUCAGUGCUGCUACUGCGGCGACUACCGCCACUGCCACCACUACCACCACCACCAACACUGGAUUGCCCACAAACCCUCUGGCCUUCAAUCCUUUCCUGCUGUCUACCAUGGCUCCUGGCCUCUUCUAUCCAUCUAUGUUUCUACCUCCAGGACUGGGAGGAUUGACUCUGCCCGGUUUCCCAGCACUAGCAGGACUUCAGAAUGCAGUGGGCUCCAAUGAAGAGAAGGCUACUGACAAAACUGAAGGAACUGCCUUUAAAGACGAAGAAAAUCUUGAAGGCAGUGAUGCAGAGGAGAGCCUUGAUAAAACUGCAGAUUCCUCCGUUUUAGAAGAUGAAAUAGCACAGGGUGAAGAAUUAGACUCACUUGAUGGGGGGGAAGAAAUAGAAAACAAUGAAAAUGAUGAAUAACCAGUACCAGUUACAGUUAAAGUGUUUUAAACUUUUGACAAGUGGUAGUCCUACUGUUUACACUCACAGUUAAUGUCCAUACUUAGUUUUUAUAAGCUGUUCUGUAACAUAGUGUAGCAAAAAAAAGUUCAAGUCAUGUUAUACAGAUGUGUCAAAAGGUAUCUUGGUCAUUAAGUAUUGUGCAGUGCAUUAUUUAUUAUCCCUAGGAGAGAUGGAAUUUGAGAGGUGAUCAUGUCUUUUUAAGGAAAUUGACAUAAUGCUCUGCUUUUUUUUUCUUUUGGUACCAUUGGUAUUAUGAAUUAAGCAGCGAUUUCUAAUCAAGUGGCACUAAUAGAAGGAAGUGCUGCUUGAAGGAAGGAUGAAGUUAUAUAUUUAAUUUUUUUUGAUUUUUUUUUUUUGGUUUUUUUUUUUUUUUUUUGCUGUGAAGGUCAAGAUGAAAUUUACCAUACAUAUCGUACUCGCGCCUCAUUUUGACUGUAUGGGAGUUCACCCGCUCACAUGCGCGCGCACACCCACACACACACUCUCUCUCUGACAAUCUUCAUGAUAGUGUGAAUGUCUCUGUCUUGAGACGCAGCAAUAAUAAGGCAGCUGUUGAAUGUGAAGAGUACCUUUUGGAAAUUAACCCGUGGAGAAGGUUCUUACAGGAUAAAGCUACAGUUUAAUCGUCUCGUGAUCUUGUAAUGCACUGGUAUAAACAAAAAGAAAAAAUCAGGUACCUUUUUUAAAUUAAAGGACUUUGUUACUUUAGCCACAAAGCUAAACAGCAUUACCUCAACUCUAAACUAGCCUUGAAGUUUACAGACAUGACUUUGUAAAUGUAUUGUUUUUCUUUGUUGUGAUGUCUUUUUAUUUUUUUUUCUUUGGAAACUGCUAUCAUGUAAGAUAAGAUGUAAAUUGCUGCCAACUGUAGUAAUGAUGCUUUUAAUAAAAGUGACCCAUGAUAUGCAGAGAUGUAAUUAUAGAAUGUAGUGUUUAGGGACAUCACAACUGGUGUUCGCUUUCUGUAUUUGCAUUGUGGCUUCUUUAUAGCAUUUUUCUGCUAUAUUCUUUAUAGAUUAGUGGCUGUAAAUGCUGAACUGAUUGUCUUCAAGGGACUAGGCAGGAAGAGAAACCUUGAAUUACCUUCAUAUUUUCCACUCUAAGUAACUCUACAGAAACGCACACUAAAAACCUGACUUUACUCCUUCAAAGGGGCAUGAGAGACUGAGAAUACUUUAAAAUCUGUUCAGCAUGUGAUAAUGUGGUACACUGAAGAACAAAAGGGCAAAAGAAAAAUGAGGCUUUAAUAGGCACAAUAUCUAGGUCAUUUAUCCUUGGUUAAUGGGUAGAAAAACACAAUGCUGUAGUGACAGCAAGGGAUACAAAGGCUCUGUGGUAUCCUGUAGACCAGAGCUUGUGAUGCCAGAAACCACUGUGUCAAACAACCUACAUGAAACUAAAACUGACCCACUUUUCAUAAAAACCAGUGCCUCUUUUGGAGAGCUACCGAUUUGUACCCUUUUGUGACCUUUUGAUAUUCGAGAUAAUGUACUAUUUGAGAACUUCUGUUUUCAUGGUGUUGUCACCUUGACACACGCAUACACAACCAUCUCGAGAGUCAGGAUAAAAGGUUAGAUUUUCAGUGGAGUACAUGAAAAAUUAGCUGUGGGUGGACCCCGUCUUACAAUUAACAUUAUCCCUGCUUUUGGAAUGCUAGAGAGCUGCAAACCUUGCUCUCAUGUCCACUGUGGAUUUGUGCAAGAGCUCAAAUGGACAAGUAUUGCAAGGCCAAAAAUUGGUCCUGAGGGGGACGUAUGCCAAAGGGUGAACUUGGCCCGAAAAGAGUGUUUCAUGAAAGAUGAAAGCAGGUGAGAAGUGAAGACUUGGGAAGUGAAUUUUGUGUGAAUGAAUCACAGGUACACACUGUUGAACUGAAUUGAUGUCAGGAUGUCUUGUACUGCAACUUAAAUAGAUUAUACGGAGUUAAUGAAGGUCAGGAAGGAUUCCCCCCCGCCAUGUACAUCACUGAAGGGCUGGUGACGUGUGUUAUUCCUGCUUCUUUAUAAAACAUCUCACACAGACCACAACAAAAAGUGAGAGGCUGAAGGCCAAGGUACAUGAAUUUAAUCAGGUGUGUUACUCCAUUGUAUUCGUUUGAGCUGUUAUUUGUUUAAAUGCCUUGUGUCUUUUUUUUUUUCUCUCUACCUUUAGAAUUCCCACUGUAAAAGUUCAUAGGUGCUUCCGAGUGUGUAUAUUCCACAUACUGGUACGAAAUAGCCUUUCUUUUGUUUUGUUUUUAUUUUUUUCUUUCCUAAAUUCAGUUUUGUAAUUCCCAGCAAAGGUUUACACAGACUAAUGAUAUCCCUUGGGAGGGCCCUUCUUAAUUGGCAAGACUAGAAAUUUUAUUGUUAAACGCCACACUAACCCCGUUUCUUCUUCUAACCCCCUUCCUCUGUCGUAAUGAGGGGAAUUUUGGUAACCAUCUCGUUCUGCCUAUAGGUUUUUGGCUCAAAAAUGUCCAAGUCAUGGCAUAGGGUGUCCAAGUGACAAACAGGAGUAAGCUUCACUUAUUACAAGCGUUCCUUUGUAAUAGUACUCAUCCGCAUUUCCUAAUCAAAGAAAAAACAAAACUGGAGAACUGUUGUGGUGGAAUGAACGUCAUGGUAGUGGGGGGAGCCCACGUACUCUGACUCUGGUUCCCAAACAGCCUUGCUUCCUGCGAGCCAAACAGACCACUCACAUGUUGAAAAGAAGGUGACAUUUGAUUUUUUGGAAGGGAUAUGAGCCCCUGGUAUGAAAAAUGAAGUGGGGGGAUUGCCAUCUAAUGUCCAAGAAAUGUAUUACAUGAAAAUAUGAAGGUUUUUCUUUGAUUUGACACAGUUUUUACAUGUUAAUUAUUGCAAAGAUUCUUACGGAGUUUUAAAGUGU
Molecule: messenger RNA, 12320 nt
Organism: Cuculus canorus (common cuckoo)
Lineage: Eukaryota; Metazoa; Chordata; Aves; Cuculiformes; Cuculidae
Gene: CHD7
Product: chromodomain helicase DNA binding protein 7
Exons: 38
Coding region: 369-9410 (3013 amino acids)
Molecular function (GO): ATP binding; ATP-dependent chromatin remodeler activity; protein binding
Source: RefSeq, a predicted model, not a curated record